This is a messenger RNA of Xiphophorus couchianus (Monterrey platyfish), 3282 nucleotides long. It is a transcript of the gene hepacam2, whose product is annotated as HEPACAM family member 2. The record is from RefSeq and is a predicted model, not a curated record. The transcript has 9 exons. Bases 159 to 1529 code for a protein of 456 amino acids. Lineage: Eukaryota; Metazoa; Chordata; Actinopteri; Cyprinodontiformes; Poeciliidae.
CAAAUGUUGUCACCACAGCCAGUCUCACUUCUCUUCUCCUCCUCCUCCGCCUCCUCCUCCUACUCUUCAUUCCCUUCCUCUUUUCUCCUCUGACCGACGUCCCACACGCCCUGCCCGCACAUCAGAAGUCCCUCAUAUUCCCCACAGGAUAAGAUGCCAUGGAGGCCACCAGAACAACGGUGUUGUGUGUCUGCUCUGUCCUGUUUGUUCUAACAGAUGUCGGCUGUGAACUGAUUCACAUUCGUUCAUCGGUUCAUCAUGGAACCAAAGGGAAGGAUCUUCUCCUCUCUGUCGAUGCCAGAUUUCCACUGGACGAAGCUGAGAUCCAGGGAACUUGGUCUCACACUAAAGUGAGCGGUGCUAGCACCACGUUGGUCACAUUUACCAAAGACAGCAAAAUCAUAGACAUGACGUACCGCAAGCGCCUGGACUUCAGAGAGCCAAACGCUUCUCUGUCAAUCCGGAAUUUGAAAGAGGAUGACGAGGGAUAUUACAAGCUGAGCCUCAACAUAGAGUUUCGUAACGAAAAAGGAAAGGUGAAGAAAGAAGAAAGAACUAUUCAUGUGACAGUAGAUGAGCCUGUCUCCAGACCAAUCAUUGAGAAGAAGCCAUCACAUACAGUCAUAGAAGACAAAGCAAAUGUAACUUGGACUUGUUCUGUUGAGAAAGGAACAAGAGUUGUCUUCCGGUGGCUAAGGGAUAAUGUUUCACUUACUGCCAGUGAGAGAUACCACUUUACUCAAGACAAGUCCAUGCUGUUGAUUAGCCCUGUGAGAAAGGAGGACAAGGGGACUUAUCGCUGUGCUGUCAGCAACCCUGUGAGCCAAAUCAUUGAAAGCAGGGGAGUGGAGCUCAAUGUUUACUAUGGUCCCUACAACCUGGAGGUGAACUCUGUCCAGGGCCUCCGAACAGGGAAAGUGUUCACCAUCAACCCAGGAGAGCUGGUGUACUUCGAAUGCCAGGCCGAUUCCAACCCCCCCAACAGCUACGUCUGGAUCUCCAAGAGCCCCAAUGCCACAAAGAUCAUCACAACGGGACCCCAGCUGCAGGUGAAGUCCAACGAGCUGGCCCAGACGGAGGACUACCUGUGCCGAGCCUUCAACAACGUGACCAAGAAGCAGGAUGAGGCCCAGUUCACUCUGGUGGUGGCCAGCUUGAGAACAGUGAAAGAGAAAUACACCCAUGAUGGCAGAUCUAUGUCUCUGCUGGCAGUCAUUGCGGUCUGCUCAUUCAUCAUUGGCUUUAUGCUGCUGUUCCUCUUCCGCAGGGCAUGUCAUCCAAAGAGAGUCCUCAUGAAUAUCUACAACAGACCGUUUUCAGAGCAGAAACGACCUCAUCGCUCAGGUCAUGAAGAUGCAGCAGAGGACUUUGGCAUCUAUGAGUUUGUCUCCAUACCAGGAAAAAUGGAUUCCACACAGGCAUCAUGCAAAUCUCUGGUCCGGCUCGAGUCCAUUCAAGACAUGCACACCACCAUCUACGAUGUGAUCAGACACGUCCCAGAAUCCCCCAGUGCCAGCUUGUUGAAGUAAUUGUUUGCUGGGUAGAUUCAGUUGUCACACUUGAAGAUUUCUGUGUAGCCUUAUUCUUGUGUUUGCUGCCGAACUGUUUUUUUGCACACAAAAUGAAGGAGACUUGUUGGGGUACACAACCUGAAUAUGCACUGUUACUGUUGAGAGUUUGGGACAUAUAUUUAUCAUCUUCUACUAGAGACAGGUAAAAAGUGGACAUAUGAUUGUGUUUUUUUAUUUUAUUUUAUUUAACAUGAUACAUUUUUUUGUCUUUUAUUUUGUGUUCAAAAAUGAAGAUCGUUAAAAACCAAGCUGGUCUUUAUAUUACUUUGAGCUUUUUUAAUGCAUAAACAGCCAAAACUUUGCAACUUAUGUAACAUUGUUGCUUUAAGAAAUGAAUUAACUUGCAAAUUCAAACAGUCCCUUAUGUUGACGUAUGUUUUCUGACAAGUGUUACAAUGAAGGCAUUUAAUAUUUACAAUAAUUGCCUUAUUGUAAAUAUUGUACAUGGAUUAUCCUAAAGAGACUUUACAUAUAAUGUUCUAUUUCCUCUUUUUGUUUCUUGUGUGUGAAGUUCCUAGAAAUGGAAAAAGAAAGCACACAAAAACAUCAAUACAUUUGCCUUUAGAGUGAAUCUGAGUCAAAAUCCUAAAUUUUUCAUAUUUUUGUUUUCAGGAGAAAAAUUCAAGAAAUCUUUUAUUUUGCUUGUUUAUUUUUAUUACAUUUUUUAAAGUAAAAAAUGCAGAAUUUACCACCUUCUAUGACCGUAUACAAUGCUCAUACUGAAAUAGGUAUAGACAGUUUUAUUGUUUAAAUAAAAACGUGUAUUUUUCACAUACUGAACGUUUUUGCAGUGUGUCAUCUACCAGUUAUUUGGGAAUGUAAUUUAUUGCUCCAGGUGAGGGGGUACAUUAUCCAUCGAAAACAGAAAUGUUUUGCAAGGUAGACAUUUUGAUGUUAGCCUGUUGUCUACAUGCAAAGUAAAUGUUUAGAAGGACAAACAAAAAAAAUUUAAAGCUGUUUUUAAAAGUGGUGUAUAUAACCGUUUUUUUUUUACUCUAUCUCUGUGGACAUGACAUACAGAGAUUCUUGAAAACAAUGUACUAGUCUACUUUAUUUAUGGCUGCUGUUGUUGUUUUUUUUUGUUGGCUAUUUUGAGACCAGAUCAAGGUUAUGUCUUGCUUUAUCAUGGGAAUAAAAGGUUGUUUUGAGACAAUAAACUGUAUCACACACCAUUGGUAAUGUUUAUGCAUUCUGUACAGCACUGGUCCCUGUUUGGUUUGUUAAAGUGCUGUACAAUAAAGAUGGACUGGAUUGGAUUGAAUGGGAUCCAUUUUCUUCUCUUCUCCAACUCAGACAACCUUCUUGCCACUACCGAAAGUCAAUGUUUGUAGCUUUUUUCAGAAAGUCAGGUGAGUUGAGGGAAAGUUUUGUAGGAGAACUAGGUCAAACAGGCAGGGAGUACAUUUUAAAAACCAAUACUCAUUGUUUGCAAUUUCCCAUUUUGGACAAGUUUCACUGUUAAAACUAUACAAUGAAUAGAUGAAAAAUGUAAAACAAAAUUAAUCUCUUGAAUAUUCUGCCUUUUCAUGGUCAUUGUGCUAACAUACUUGAGUUUGUUUCUCCAAAAGUAUUCUUUUGUUUGUUUUCCUUUGCUUUUCCUGCUCAAACUGAGUAAAAUCAAAUGCUUUAAGAAAAAAAAAAUUAUAAUUCUGAAAUGAUUGUACAAUUUGUGUAUAUGUGUUUUGUACUUUAUUAAAUAUAUAUGUGUUUA